UAUGUAUUCAGUUUGAGGUUUGGGUUCGGUUGAGAGUGUUGCUUGCCAAAGAUUUUAGAAGGUCGCGUUAAAAAACUCAGUGUUUAAUGACAACCGUUCGAUUGGAUUUUAUACAAAUCAGCCAUUGGUUAAAAUGUCCUCCAUGACGGAAUUCGCACUAAUCAGUCACAGGGGCUUCAAAUUUCUCAUAACCAAGAACCCGUCUAACAACAAUUUGGAGACUUUUAUCAAAGAAUUAAAAAAGAAUAACGUCAAAAUCGUCGUUAGAGUAUGCGAGCCGACGUACGAUACCGAAGCUUUAAAAGGAGCAGGAAUACAAGUUUGUAAUUUGACCAUUCCAGAUGGUACUUGCCCGUCAGAUAGUAUCAUACAGGAGUUUUUCCUCAUACUCAAGAGGCAGUUCUCCAUUAAUCCGGAAUCCUGCAUUGCCGUUCAUUGUGUGGGAGGACUAGGCAGAGCUCCUGUGAUGGUAGCUUUAGCUCUUAUAGAGCUCGGAUUCACUUACGAAGACGCCGUUUCCCUUAUAAGGGAAAAAAGACGUGGUGCCAUAAAUUCUAAACAACUAGAAUUUCUUUCGAAAUACAAACCGAAAUCGAGAUUAGGAAAAGAUCAAAAAAAAUGUGUCGUUCAGUGAAUAUAUUUAGAAAUUUUUUAAAUUUCACUGCAUUUAUUUGUAUACAGGAUAAAUGGUACAAAAUUAUUUGUAUUUCGAAGCAGUUGAAACAAUCAUUCUAACAGUGUACGAAAUAGUUUCGUUAAUUUGUAGAAGAAUAGGAUAGAAUAUUAUAAAAUUAACGUAUAUAGUAUUUGAAAUAAAUAUUUUUUAAAAAAUAA
Molecule: messenger RNA, 834 nt
Organism: Diorhabda carinulata
Lineage: Eukaryota; Metazoa; Arthropoda; Insecta; Coleoptera; Chrysomelidae
Product: PRL-1 phosphatase-like
Exons: 3
Coding region: 134-634 (166 amino acids)
Biological process (GO): protein dephosphorylation
Cellular component (GO): nucleus
Molecular function (GO): phosphatase activity
Source: RefSeq, a predicted model, not a curated record